This is a messenger RNA of Lolium rigidum, 2319 nucleotides long. RefSeq names its product wall-associated receptor kinase 3-like. Gene Ontology annotation, biological process: protein phosphorylation; cell surface receptor signaling pathway. Gene Ontology annotation, molecular function: polysaccharide binding; protein serine/threonine kinase activity; calcium ion binding. The coding region runs from base 1 to 2244 and encodes 747 amino acids. Lineage: Eukaryota; Viridiplantae; Streptophyta; Magnoliopsida; Poales; Poaceae. The transcript is spliced from 2 exons. Gene Ontology annotation, cellular component: plasma membrane. The record is from RefSeq and is a predicted model, not a curated record.
AUGGUGUCGCUGCUGCUGCUCUGCUCGGCGGCUGCUGCUCAGCCCGUACAAGGCGCAGGAGCAGGACCGCCGCCGAACUGCCCAACCAGGUGCGGCAACGUGAGCGUGCCGUACCCGUUCGGCAUCGGCGACGGGUGCUACUGGCCGGGCUUCAACCUCACCUGCGACCGGACGCGCCUGCUGCUCGUCGGCGGCGGCGGCACCCUCCAGGUCGUGGAGAUCUCCCUGGCAAACUCCACGGUGCGCGUUGUGGACAGCGCGGGACAGGUCAACCUCACCUUCGACGGGGCGGUCGACGGCAACGGCACGUGGGUCGGCGCCGGCGCCGGCCCGUACGUGGUGUCCGAGAGGCACAACCAGUUCGUCGUCACGGGAUGCAACGUGCAGGCCACGCUGGUCGGGGACGGCGGCGGCAACAACGUCAUCAGCGGCUGCUCCUCCUUCUGCUCCAUCAACGACAAGUGGACGGGCGUCGUCACGAGCUCCCCAGGCGACGGCGCCGCGGCCGCGUGCUCCGGCAUCGGCUGCUGCGAGACGCCCAUCCCCAUCGGCCGCCCCUCCUACGGCGUGCAGUUCAAGUACCUAGACUCGAGCCACGAGCACGACGACAAGCUGCCCAUCGCGGUGCGCAUCGCCGAGCGAGGCUGGUUCGACGCCACCUCCGCCGCGCUACUCAACGACUCGACCGGGUACGCCCCCUCGCGCCGGCCGGCGGCCCCCGUGGUUCUCGAAUUCGCGGUGGAUUCGAACCCGGUGGUGAUGCCGGGAGUGGCGACGUCGGGCUGCCCCAAGGACGCGGCGAGGAGCGCGUGCCGCAGCAGCCUCAGCUCCUGCCUCAACGUCACCGGCAACUACCGCAGCGGUUACGUGUGCCGGUGCCACGACGGGUACCAGGGCAACCCUUACCUUGCCGGUGGAUGCAAAGACGUCGACGAGUGCGCGUUGCCGGGCAUCUGCUCCGGCAAGUGCACCAACACGGCCGGAGGGUACCUUUGCAGGUGUCCGCGCGGCACCAGUGGCGACCCGCGCAUCAAAAAUGGUUGCGUCAAGUCUUCCCUAGGCUUAAGUAUUGGCAUAGGAAUUGGCAGUGGCGCUGGCCUUCUACUCCUGGUACUUGGUGCUAUCUUUGUGACUCGAAAGCUGAAGCAUCGUAGAGCAAAAAUGCUGAGGCAGAAAUUCUUCAAGCAAAACCGUGGGCAUCUGUUGCAGCAAUUGGUGUCACAAAAGGCUGACAUUGCUGAGAGAAUGAUCAUACCCUUGGGGGAGCUGGAUAAGGCAACAAAUAGUUUCGACAAAGCUCGUGAGAUCGGAAAAGGAGGGCACGGCACGGUCUACAAAGGGAUCAUGCCGGACCUGCAUGUCGUGGCUAUUAAGAAGUCCAAAGUCGCAGUCCAAAGGGAAAUCGAUGAGUUCAUAAAUGAAGUAGCUAUUCUAUCGCAGAUCAACCAUCGAAAUGUCGUGAAGCUUUUCGGGUGCUGCCUUGAAACAGAGGUGCCACUACUGGUGUAUGAGUUUAUUUCCAACGGAACACUUUAUCAUCAUCUUCAUGCGGAGGGACCAACAUCAUUGCCAUGGAAGGUUAGGCUAAGAAUUGCAACGGAAACCGCGGGAGCUCUCGCGUACCUUCACUCUGCCGUCGCGUUCCCUAUAGUCCAUAGGGAUAUCAAGUCCCAGAACAUUCUAUUGGAUGACACUCUGACAGCAAAGGUAUCAGACUUUGGAGCUUCUAGGGGUAUUCCAAGCGAUGAAACAGGUGAUGUUGAAACUGCUAUCCAGGGAACUCUGGGGUACCUAGAUCCCUUAUACUGCUCCACGGGGAUUCUUAAUGAAAAUAGCGAUGUCUAUAGCUUUGGUGUCUUUCUCAUGGAGUUGCUGACCAGAAAGAAACCAUAUCUAUACCGGUCAUCCGAGGAGGACAACCUCAUUACACAUUUCACCUCCAUGCUCAUGAAAGGCGAUCUGGUCGAUGUGUUGGAUCCUCAGGUCGUGGAUGAAGGGGGCAAAGAAGUUGAAGAGGUUGCCAUGCUGGCAGCCGCCUGUGUGAGGCUGCAAGGAGAACACCGACCGACCAUGAGGCAUGUGGAGAUGAAUCUAGAGAACCUUCGGGCAUCACAUGUUAAGGUUCUGGCACUUGAUAUGAAUGCACCAAGUUAUGCAUUGAUCGAGGGUACAAACACGGAGGAGGUAAGCAGACAAUAUAGUUUAGAAGAAGAAUAUUUGUUGUCAUCAAGAUACCCUCGGUAGAGGAUGUAAUUUAAGCGUUGUAAGUUUUUUUUUAAAUAGCUUGAGUGACAACAUAUGUACGAAACAUUAUGGGAA